CACCAUCCAGGAGCGGGCGGCAGGAUGCUGCGGGGAUGUGGAUGACCUGCGGCCCAGCCCCAGCACGGUCCAAGUCCGCAUGCGGCUGCCGGUGGGGACCGCUCCUAGACCCGGUCGCCCAGGGCGCAGAGGCAGCGCCGGAGUGAGCAUCGCGACCCGGGGCCCAGGCCCAGGCCGGAGGCAUCGCGGCCUGUUGGAAAGAUUCUCCCCAAGCGGCUCGGCAAAAUGACCAGCCUGUUCCGCCGCAGCAGCAGCGGCAGCGGCGGGGGUGGCAGCACCGGGGCGCGCGGGGCCGGGCCGGGGCCCGGGGGCGGCAGCGCGGCCCCGCAGGAGCUCAACAACAGCCGGCCCGCCCGCCAGGUGCGCCGCCUGGAGUUCAACCAGGCCAUGGACGACUUCAAGACCAUGUUUCCCAACAUGGACUACGACAUCAUCGAGUGCGUGCUGCGCGCCAACAGCGGCGCCGUGGACGCCACCAUCGACCAGCUGCUGCAGAUGAACCUGGAGGCGGGUGGCGGGAGCGCCUAUGAGGACAGCUCGGACUCAGAGGACAGCAUCCCGCCCGAGAUCUUGGAAAGGACUUUGGAGCCUGACAGCUCCGAGGAAGAGCCGCCGCCUGUGUACUCCCCGCCAGCCUACCACAUGCACGUGUUCGACAGGCCGUACCCGCUGGCUCCCCCAACCCCACCUCCCCGGAUGGACGUUCUGGGCUCCGGACCCCCUGCAAGCCAGAGGCGCUACAGGAACUGGAACCCCCCCCUGCUGGGGAAUCUGCCUGAUGACUUCCUCCGCAUCCUGCCCCAGCAGCUGGACAGCAUACAGGGUCACCCCGGGGGCUCCAAGCCUGUGAGUGGAGAGGGAGGCCUGCCGUCAGUGCCAGGGCCUGGAGCCCACGACCAGGACAGCCGCUGGAAGCAGUACCUGGAGGACGAGAGGAUCGCACUCUUCCUGCAGAACGAGGAGUUCAUGAAAGAGCUGCAGCGCAACCGUGACUUCCUCCUCGCCCUGGAGAGAGAUCGAUUGAAAUAUGAGUCCCAGAAGUCCAAGUCUGGCAGCGUGGCUGUGGGAAAUGACUUGGGUUUUCCCUCCUCUGUCCCAGGAACCAGUGAUACCAACCCCACUGUGUCAGAAGAUGCCUUAUUCAGGGACAAGUUGAAACACAUGGGAAAAUCCACGCGGAGGAAGCUGUUUGAACUGGCCCGAGCCUUCUCCGAGAAGACCAAAAUGAGGAAGUCAAAGAGGAAGCACUUGCCAAAGCAUCAGUCGCUGGGGGCUGCCGCGUCAACAGCCAACCUCCUGGAUGAUGUGGAGGGCCACUCUUGUGAUGAAGACUUCCGGGGAAGACGGCAUGAGGUGCCCAAGGUGGAGGAGGCCCUGAGAGAAGGACAGUAAGAGCAGGUGCCAGCAGCUUCGCCUUGCCAGAGAUGCAUCUGACCUGGGCACAGCCGGAGAGCAACACCGGUGCCCAGCUGAAGAGCCUUGCCGCUGCAGGGACGGAUGGUGCUUGCACACCAAGGCGCAGGGCUCUUUAGCCACAGCCCAGCCGAGCCACUGCCACUUUCCAUGGGACUUAGAACUUCGGAGUUGCCGUCUUGUUAUUGAAGAAGGGACCUGAGGGCCUAGAGACAGCAGCCAGCCACAGCUACCUUGUGUAGCCUGGCUUUUCUGUGGGCAAUGAGCAGAAAUGCAGGCACCACACCCGGCCCUAGAAAAGCCCUAGAAAUGCCAAGGUUGAGUCUGGGAUGGCAAAAUGACCCUCCCAGUAGCUCUUUGGCCUGAGGGAGGAGCUCCCACCUCCCCCAUCUCUGGGGGGAGGGGCCUGAUCUCCCAUCCCCAGCUCCCUUGGGCCCUUUCUUCCCAUGGUCUGCAACUCAGCCUCGCCCCAGGUGCUGAACCGCGGCACAAGAGCUCUAUGGGGGGGCGGGGCGGAUGUUGAACUACGUCUGGAGCCCUGGCCACACUUGGGCUCCCCUGGAAGGAAUCUUCUGCCCAGUCCAGCUCUUUGGGCUGCUUUUGUUAAGGGCUUGGACAGAACCCUCUACUCCCCCAGCCUCCCCUUCACCCAGCAGGGAUGAGGAACGUGACACCCCCCACCCACCCACACACACCUGAGAGCCGAAGGAAUCUGUCUAGGUUUGAUUGAGGAUAGAAGGCAGUUCUUAAUUUACACCACAGCACAGGUCCUCAGAAGAUCCAAUCGUCCAACUGGACCAGUCCUCCGGCUGACCUCUAAGGGUGUGUGUGUGUGUGUUGGGGGGGGUGGGUUGCGGAGAGCUAAGAAAAGUUCUUGCCAAGUGCCCCCAGCAGAGACCCGGCGGUGGUCUGAAGGAAGAACCCGCACCAAGCACUGCCAGAGGGAGAACACGCGUGUGUCUCGCCAUCUGGCCUUUCGGGAGAGCCGGGAAGCCUGGGGCAGGCGCAGGGUCCAGCGCCCUGGCUCGGCUCUGGACGUUAGGGAGAGGGAUCCGACGUCUGGGGGGGUCAGCGGGGCCCGGUGUCAACAAGAAGCUGGGAGGAAACGGAGGUCGAGACCACAAUCGCGCCUCGUCCCGGCGACCGAGCCGCCCCCCGGGGCUCCGGAGAGCGGCGCGCGCGCGGAGCGUGACCAAGUUUGGAAGCGUGCGCUGCGCCGGGGGC
Jaculus jaculus (lesser Egyptian jerboa) is the source of this 2637-nucleotide messenger RNA. It is a transcript of the gene Cuedc1, whose product is annotated as CUE domain containing 1. Bases 226 to 1392 code for a protein of 388 amino acids. Lineage: Eukaryota; Metazoa; Chordata; Mammalia; Rodentia; Dipodidae. The transcript has 10 exons. The record is from RefSeq and is a predicted model, not a curated record. Gene Ontology annotation, molecular function: ubiquitin binding.